AUGAAAUCAGUAAAUCAUGCGGCCAGACCAAGAAAGCGAGAAGUAAACCUCCAGGAACCGUGGAGUUCACCGUCGGAGCGAAGGACACUCUGAACAGCAUCGCUCUGAAGUUCAACAUCACUCCGAAUAAACUGGUGCAACUGAACCGUCUCUACUCGCUCAGCGUCGUACCUGGACAGAAACUGUUCGUCCCUGAGGUGGAGCAAUCAGAGCGGUCCUCUGAGCAUCUCACAGCGCUGGAGCUGAAG
Molecule: messenger RNA, 248 nt
Organism: Sinocyclocheilus rhinocerous
Lineage: Eukaryota; Metazoa; Chordata; Actinopteri; Cypriniformes; Cyprinidae
Product: nuclear receptor coactivator 7-like
Exons: 3
Source: RefSeq, a predicted model, not a curated record